Messenger RNA from Spodoptera littoralis (African cotton leafworm), 1005 nucleotides. NCBI's taxonomy places the organism in Eukaryota, Metazoa, Arthropoda, Insecta, Lepidoptera, Noctuidae. The record is from the annotation of a GenBank genome assembly.
AUGCAGAAGGUCCUCCUGUUGGUCUUUAUUGCGACUGCUUAUACUGCUUUCGCGGUACCAGUAGCGGAACCAGAGAAAGAACAUGAAUACUCAAGAUACAUCCAAAUGCCUGAUGGGGAAGGAGUAAUGCACACAGUCGACCUUGAGGCUGAACCUGAUAUGGAACUCCUUGAUGAAAUAAGCAGAGAUCCGGCGAACAAUUUGUAUCUGCUUUACACUAGGCGGAACCAGAUCGUCUCUCAGACUCUUGUGAUGAAUGAUGCUAACUCUAUCACAAGAUCCAACUUCAACGCCAACCGACCGACUGUAAUCAUUGCUCACGGUUGGCUCAGCAACCAGUUUACUUCUACAAACUACAUCAUCAGAAACGCUUACCUUCGGAAAAGCGACGUGAACGUCAUCGUACUGGACUGGAGACGUCUUGCUGCAUCGGACUACGUCACAGCCACUAGAGGAGUGCCAGCUGUUGGACGUGGCCUUGGCCAGUUCCUUAAUUUCCUCAAUAGAGUGACUGGAGCUGCCUUCAAUUCCAUGCAUAUUGUUGGAUUCAGUUUGGGUGCUCAUCUGGUUGGUAAUGCUGGCAGAGAACUCGGUGGCAGAGCUGCUCGCGUCACAGCUUUGGACCCAGCUGGUCCCCUGUGGAACUACAACUCCAACCGUGUCAACUCUAACGAUGGGAUCUACGUUGAAGCUAUCCAUACUGAUGGUGGCUCAAGUGCUGGUGCUCUAGGCAUUGGCAUGAAUGUAGCGAAUGCAGACUUCUAUCCUAAUGGAGGAGUCUCUCAACCUGGUUGCAGCACCAACCUUUGCAAUCACAACCGUGCUGUGGAAUUCUUUGCCGCUUCUGUCACCUAUAACCACUUUGUUGGAAGACAAUGCUCCAAUUCUAUUCAAGUGUCUACAAAUACAUGCCGAGGAAAUGAGCUCCGUAUGGGCAAUGAUGAUUUGAGGAAAACUGGAUCGGGAAUGUAUCGCUUGGACACCGGAAGAACUUAUCCAUACUAA